Hippopotamus amphibius kiboko is the source of this 698-nucleotide messenger RNA. It is a transcript of the gene RNASEK, whose product is annotated as ribonuclease K. The transcript has 3 exons. The record is from RefSeq and is a predicted model, not a curated record. The coding region runs from base 150 to 446 and encodes 98 amino acids. Gene Ontology annotation, molecular function: RNA endonuclease activity. Lineage: Eukaryota; Metazoa; Chordata; Mammalia; Artiodactyla; Hippopotamidae.
CGGUCGUCCUCCGGGCUUUCUGUCCUCCGCGGCGCGAGCCCCCGAGCCCAGCUCGCUUUCCCCCAGCUCGCUUUCCCCCAGCUCAUCCGGGCUUCCUCUCACACCUUCUUACCUGGCCCACAUCUAGGCGAUCCCCGACCCCCUUCUUCAUGGCGUCGCUUCUGUGCUGUGGGCCCAAGCUGGCCGCCUGCGGCAUCGUCCUCAGCGCCUGGGGAGUGAUCAUGUUGAUAAUGCUCGGAAUCUUUUUCAAUGUCCAUUCCGCUGUGCUAAUUGAAGACGUUCCCUUCACAGAGAAAGAUUUUGAGAAUGGCCCCCGGAACAUAUACAUCCUUUACGAGCAAGUCAGCUACAACUGUUUCAUCGCCGCGGGCCUUUAUCUCCUCCUCGGAGGCUUCUCUUUCUGCCAAGUUCGGCUCAAUAAGCGCAAGGAAUACAUGGUGCGCUAGGGCACCGUCGCGUUCCCCCUCUCCAGCCCCCUCCUCUAUUUAAAGACUCUCCCCACCCCGUCAUUACUCUCCCCCUCUCCCCCAAUUCUGGCGCCCUCUGCGGAGUGGGUUUCCCUGGCGAGUGACUGAAUCCCUUGUUCUGCAAUCUCUGGCUCCCGGCUCCAGUGGCGGGAGGUUGGGACUGGCCAUUCCUUGUCCCUCCGGCCCCCUCGCCUUGUCCCGUCCCACAAUAAAGAGAAACUGCUCGCUUAA